AUGACGAUUGCACACGCACACAAACUGCUCGACCAGGAACUCCUCACCGUUCCGGAAGCCCUUUUGGGUCAGCAUCAAGAUGUGCGACAGGCGUUGGUUUCGCUGGUAGGCGCCGUCGAUGGUGAGUCCGAAGCCACCGUCGCUGCUGGUGCAAUGCUCCACCUACCGAUGAACACCCUCUCUCUCCCCCUCCCCCCUCCCACCUCCCACCUCCCACCCCCCCACACACACACCCGGCUGUCUACUAGUCGUGAUUCUCGACGGCUCGACGCUGUUCUCCUCCGAGUGGUUCUCGGCCGCUCGGAGCGGCACCUCGGAACGAAAACAAACGCAACGUUUCGUCGGCUCGGUUCGUGCAGAGGCGUAUCGCAUCGUCGCGGCGACGGCCGGACGAAUCCACCUCGUGAUCGUCUUUGACCACGCUUCGGCUCGUCCGGCCUUGAAGGCCCGUCGGACCCCCAUGUCGAGAGACAACGGGAACGGCGUCCGGUGCUCGCCCCAAGUCUCUCCCGACAAUUUCCAAAGGAGAAGCCCCGACCGGCACACCGACCCCAUGACCGAAUGGCUCACCAAUUUCGGCGGUCAAGGCGAGCCGACCUUAGCGGGACACGUCUUCGACAUGUCCUCGGAGGUCACCGUCAUCAUCUCGGCGCACGAAGCGGACCCCCUGAUUGCGGCAAGCACCUGA
This is a messenger RNA of Microbotryum saponariae, 688 nucleotides long. NCBI's taxonomy places the organism in Eukaryota, Fungi, Basidiomycota, Microbotryomycetes, Microbotryales, Microbotryaceae. The record is from the annotation of a GenBank genome assembly.